GCACUGAAGCAGCUAACUUCCAUCGAAUCUCGGGAUGCGCGCCUUUCUGAUCCUGGCUCUCUGCCAGGCUGUGUUCGGUCAACAAUACUAUCGGCUGGGAUCUGGGUCCCGGUACACCUACUCGGACCAAAUUGCCUCCGAGAUCCGGAACCUUACUCAAACCUGGACUCCCGGAAAUAAUCCGAUGCCUCUGACCCACUAUCGCGUCGGAUCACUGGCUCCUCAACCUCAACAUCGACUGCCCGAGGGAAUGCUGCUGUUGAAGGUUAACCAGGACAUUGAACUGCCCGAGAACUUUGACGCCCGUCAGCAGUGGCCUCAAUGUAAGAGCAUUCGCACCGUUCGCAACCAGGGAUGUUGUGGAUCAUGUUUCGCUGUUUCGGCCACUUCCACCAUGACCGAUCGUUGGUGUAUCCACUCACAGGAUCACGAAACUUUCGAAUUCGGAUCGAUCGAUGUGCUGUCCUGUUGUACUGAAUGCGGUGAUGGAUGCCAGGGAGGAUUUUUGCCCCAGACCUGGAAAUACUGGGUUCGUCGUGGAAUUUCCAGCGGGGGAGCUUAUGGUUCCAACCAGGGAUGCCAUCCUUACCCAUUCACAACCUGCCAAUCGGAAGAUGAGGAAGAUGUUGCUCCUCGGUGCAAGCGUACCUGCAACUCUGCUUACAACGUUACCAAGGCUGUCGAUGAUCGUCGUUUCGGGCGUUCUGCCUACACCAUUCCUCGGGAUGAGCGCAAGAUCAUGGAGGAAAUCUACGUCGGUGGACCAGUUCAGGCUUCGUUCUCCGUUUUCCUGGACUUCAAGUCCUACAAAAGCGGUGUCUACCGCCACGUUUGGGGACCUCAUGAGGGUUACCACGCCAUCAAGAUCGUCGGCUGGGGUGUCGAAAACAUCAAGAGUGUCCCGGUCAAGUACUGGCUGGUGUCCAACUCCUGGGGUCAGGACUGGGGUGAGAAUGGUUUCUUCCGCAUUGUUCGUGGCGAGGAUCAUUUGGGCAUUGAGUCCGAGGUUACCGCUGGUAUGCCUCACUACUCAAAGCACCUGAAACUGCAGGGUUUGGAUUGGUAA
Uranotaenia lowii is the source of this 1066-nucleotide messenger RNA. Its product is annotated as cathepsin B-like. The transcript has a single exon. Bases 35 to 1066 code for a protein of 343 amino acids. Gene Ontology annotation, cellular component: lysosome. NCBI's taxonomy places the organism in Eukaryota, Metazoa, Arthropoda, Insecta, Diptera, Culicidae. The record is from RefSeq and is a predicted model, not a curated record. Gene Ontology annotation, molecular function: cysteine-type endopeptidase activity.